Molecule: messenger RNA, 3521 nt
Organism: Sorex araneus (European shrew)
Lineage: Eukaryota; Metazoa; Chordata; Mammalia; Eulipotyphla; Soricidae
Gene: TM7SF3
Product: transmembrane 7 superfamily member 3
Exons: 12
Coding region: 86-1801 (571 amino acids)
Source: RefSeq, a predicted model, not a curated record
CGCAGGUGCGCGGCGCGGCGGGCGAGGGCGCUCGAGGCCCGCGGCCGGGGCCAGCGCGCGCCCGGGACGGUCCGGCCGGACGGCGAUGGCGCUCCCGGGGGCCGCGGCGCUGGCCCUGCUGGCGGCCCUGGCGGCGCUGGCGGCGGAGCCGGGGCUGGACGCAGCCGCCGAGCGCGAGGGUCUUCUGGAACUCUCCGUGGGGAGAUUCACGUUCUUCCAGCUCAGCAAGCCGUUCCCGAAAGAAGGCGUUUUGCGGAACAUUUCCAGCGACGUGACUUUCCUUAUUUUCCAAGUGCACUCGCAGCACCUGAACACCACCGUGUCCUUCUCCAAGGCCGCCCUGCCCGGCAGCUCGAGCACAGGCACGGCGCAGGGCCUGGUCUCGCCGCUGUGGCCCGAGCAGCGUGUGUGCACGUGGCACCUGUCCACCGCAGCCGCGGCGCCUGUCCAGAGCAUGGCCGUCCCGCUGACCUACUCCGAGAGAGACCCUGUGCCCGGGGGCUGUAACCUGGAGUCCGACCUAGAGAUCGAUCCCAACAUCUACCUGGAGUACAGUUUCUUCGAGACCACCAUCAGAUUCGCCCCCGCAAACCUGGGCUCCGCGAGGGGCGUCGCCCCCCCGCCCUGCGAUGUGGGCACCGGCCAGGACUCCCGGUGGCGGCUGCAGUACCGCGUGUACCAGUACUUCCUGCCCGAGCAUGACCUGACGCCUGCAGCCCUCCUGAGCCACCUGCAGGCCAUGGCCCAGGCGCCCCAGGCGACGGCCAGGGCGGUCCAGGUGGCCACCCUCACCGCCGACGACAAGACCAGCGUGUCCUUCUCCUCCCUCCGGGGACAAGGCGUCAUCUACAACGUCGUCGUCUGGGACCCGCUGCUGAACACGUCGGCUGCCUACGUGCCCGCCCACACGUAUGCCUGCAGCUUCGACACGCCAGGGGACAGCUGCACGUCCCUGGGACGCGCGUCCACCAAAGUCUUCUUCACCCUCUUUGCCCUGCUCGGCUCCUUCGUCUGCUUCUUCGGACACAGGUUCUGGAAGACAGAGCUCUUCAUGGUGGGCUUCAUCAUCGCCGGCUGCUGCUGCUACGUGCUGGCCACCAGGCUGACCUCGGUGGACUACGACGCUCGGCUGAUCCUGACGGCGGUGGCGGGCGGCGUCGGCGGGACGGUGCUGGUGGCCGUGUGGUGGCGGCUGGGCGUCUUGUCGCUCUGCAUGCUGUGUGUGGGGCUGCUCCUGGGCGGCCUGGCCGCCGCCGUGGCCUUCUUCACACCCCUGGGAAACUUGAAGAUCUUCCGCGACGACAGCGUGUUCUGGGUGACCUUCUGCUGUAUCGCCGUCCUCACCCCCGCGUUCUUCGUGGGCUGCCUGCGGAUACUGAACAUCGUCGCCUGUGCAGUCCUGGGCUCCCACUCGGUCGUCUUGGCCGUGGACAGUUACCUGUACACCAGCCUCUCGGCCAUCACCUUGAACGUGCUCAAGAGGGCCCUGCGCCCGGACUUCCGGCAGGCUUUCACCACGGCGCCCCUGCAGACGAACGACCUCGUCCUGCUGGCCGUGUGGGGGAUGCUGGCCGUGAGCGGCCUGACGCUGCAGACACGCCGGGAGCGCGGGCGGCCGCCCUUCCCGCCGCACCCCUACCAGCAGUGGAAGCGCGAGCGCGAGCGCAGAGUCACCAACAUCCUGGACCCCAGCCACCACCUGCCCCCGCUGCGGGAGCGGCUCCGCGGCUGGCUGGCCGACCUCCCAGGGCGCCUGCGGCAGGCCCGGCCAGCAGGGGAGAGGACGCCCCUGCUCCUGUAGGUGCCCGCGUGCCAGUCCCCCGUGGGCCUGAGACAAAGGUGGACACGCCGGGGGUGCAAGGCCGGGGGCAGGUCGGGGCCCCCAGAGUGCAGCGAGCACCGAGGGAGAGGCACCAAGUCUCUGCUGGACACAGACCGUACCCCGUUUCCCAGGGGGCCUCCCCGUGUCCCACCAGGCAGGGUGAGUGGCAUCUCCCUGGCCAGCCCAGCGCCCUCCGUGACCUUGCCAGCCGUCCCGAGUCUCCACCGGGGUCUGAGUUCCGGAUCUGUUUGCCUCUGCCCAGAGGCGCCCCCCCACCCCCCGCACAGCAGCCCCAGGGCCCGAGCACGCGCUCUGGAAGACGGUUUCCGGCCGUUCCAGUUUGAACCAUGCGACUGUCAUGCGGACUUGACUGUGUCUCCCGGUGCCCUGCGAAGUUCUUUGGUUCCAGAAUGGUUCCGCCUCUGCAGCUACUGUGGGCAUCUAUUUAUGUUGUUUUGCUGUUUCCUUUUUACAUUGUAUCAACAGCUGAUGUUUCAGUUACAGUGUAGUAGCUGUUUUGUUUUUAACCUCCCUUUAACCCAUUGUCGCACUUACUAGGAAUCCUUUUACAGAUGAGUAGGUCCCGUCCUUCCUGCUGCCCUGCGGCCCGCUGGGAUGUAAGCAAUAUUUUCCCACACCUCAGUGGCCCUGUAGCUGACGCUUCCUGCAGGGAAGCGGUGCCCUGCGCAGGCUCUGAACUGGGAAGCAGCCCCGCCCCUCCCCCCUGCUGUCACCAACACAGUGGCCCCAGGUCUCUGGACCUGAGCAGCUACGGUCACAGCCUGCUGGUGGCCUCACGCCUGCUCAGCUGCUCCUAGGGAGCUCUUCAAAGGUUCCAGUGAACUGGAAGCUUUCUGCUUUGUUGUUGUUUUUUUUCCUUUUCUUUUUGGGUCACACCCGGCAAUGCACAGGGAUUAUUCCUGGCUCAUGCAUUCAGGAAUUACUCCUGGCAGUGCUCAGGGGACCAUAUGGGAUGCUGGGAAUCGAACCUGGGUUGGCUGAAUGCAAGGCAAACGCCCUACCUGCUGUGUUAGUGCUCCAGCUCCCUGCUUUUUUUUUUUAAAGUAUUAAAAAAAAAGUAUUUUUGGGGGCCAGAGAGAUGGCUCAGUGGUCAGGGACACAUGCAUUGCAUGUGCUCGGACCAGAGUUUGAUUCCUAGUCCCUGAGUCCCCUCCAGUACUUCCUGGGCUGCCACUGGGGCUGCACAACACCUUAUGGAGCCCAGAUAUCAAACUGCCAAGCUGGUCGACUGAGAACUCUGGGACUGACCCUUAGGCAACCUGAGCACUGCCUGGGGAGUCCCCCACAAAGAAAAUCAAAGAAAGCAAAAUAAAGUGUUUGGAAAAGUCUGAAAGAAAUUAAAACAAUGAUGGAACCAAUCAUUUUUUCUUGGAAACCUAUAUACACGUGUUGCUUUACUAGUCCAUAAUUCUUACUGUUUACAGACCUUUGAUAACGACUUCCAAGGAAAAUGUUUUUUAAACAUUGAUUCUGGAUGUUUUGGCUCCGCCACAUCUUUGUAUGUUUUGACAGUGAAGCAGAACAUUUGGGAUCUUGUACACCAUCAAAAACAUCCUCCUUCUGGAAAUUGGAAAACCGGGACUUAUUUGUGUAGUACGUAAAUCGUUUAAAAUUUUCCACGAUAAUUUGUGAGUGAUCAAAAGGCACUUGUGUACAUUUUCUAUAAUAAAUAUCUAUU